AGACGGUCUGCCGGUCAAACCGGCACUGCGUGAUGGUAAACGCCACACGCCGAACACUGCAAAAAGAACAUCGACGCUAUCGUCCAGCUAGACGAUCUAUUGGCUCAUGGUAGAUGAGCACAACGUUCACGUCAUGGCCGUGACACGGGAACAUUCUAUCGUCCAGAAUAACAAAAUGCUCCAGCAGCGCCGCCCAGUCUCUGCUUUCCAGCUCCCAUACCGACCUCAGUCGCACCAGUCCUCCGCAAGACUUCGCUCCCGCCCACAGUCAUGGUGAACAACGCGCUCAACACCAACGACGGCGACGUCAACAAUGGCGUUGCUCAAAUCGCCAUCACCACCCAUGGCUCCGACUUCUACUUUGCUGUCUGUGCCGUCAUGACAGUAUCGACCUUUGCCUUUCUCGCUCUCGGCCAAAUGAAGCCACGCGCCGAACGCAUCUUCUACUACAUCACCGCAAGCGUGACAAUGGUGGCUGCCAUUGCCUACUUCACCAUGGGAUCUCACUUGGGUUUCACGCCCAUUGACGUGGAAUACCAACGCAGCAAUUCUCGCGUGGCAGGAGUCAACCGAGAAAUUUACUACGCACGAUACAUUGACUGGGUCAUCACCACACCCCUUCUCCUGAUCGAUCUGAUGUUGACUGCGGCCAUGCCGUGGCCAAGCAUUCUCUUCGUUAUUCUCGUCGACGAGGUCAUGAUUAUCACUGGUCUGAUCGGAGCUCUGGUCGCCUCGAGUUACAAAUGGGGAUACUUCGUCUUUGGCUGCGUCGCGCUCGUCUACAUUGUUUACGUCCUGGUCUGGGAGGCACGCAAGCACGCCAACGGUGUCAGCUCUGACGCCGGCAAGACCUUUUUGUACUGCGGAUCUCUCACCGCGUUCCUCUGGAUCCUCUACCCGGUCGCCUGGGGAGUGUCAGAGGGUGGUAACAUCAUCGCACCCGACUCCGAGGCUGUCUUUUACGGUAUCCUGGAUCUGCUCGCCAAGCCCUUGUUCGGUGCUCUCCUCAUCUGGGGUCACCGCAACAUUUCCCCAGCGCAGCUCGGCCUCACCAUCCACGACUACGGUGGAGAAGACCCAGUCAUCCACGAGAAGAACACGGGCAUCUCCCACGGCCACACCGGACACCCCGGUGACAACCCCGCCAACGUCGGCGUCAUGAACGGCACCCAUGGCACCACCACCGCCAACGGCAACACCACAUACGCUACCAACACCGUCUAAAUCAACAGCUGUCUCUUGCUGUAUGUAGUCCCCGUGUCCGCCUACUGUAGGCAAUUACGGGGCGCUACGGGCUUGUGGCGAUCUCUCGUCUUGGGGGGGCUCGUAUAAAAUCACUUGGCGCGUGAAUGGACAUGUUGCGUGUUGUUCGAUAUACCCACCUCGCUUGUCUCGAGGACGAAUGAUGCCACGAAUGUGAUGAUGAUUAUCAAUUGUUAUUGUACGAAAGAGUUUGCUGUGUACCGUAGGUCAGCUUUUAGUAUAAUUCGCUUAAUCUCUCCCUCUCUGACUCUCUC
Sphaerulina musiva SO2202 is the source of this 1517-nucleotide messenger RNA. Its product is annotated as family A G protein-coupled receptor-like protein. Gene Ontology annotation, molecular function: monoatomic ion channel activity. The transcript has 2 exons. Bases 271 to 1224 code for a protein of 317 amino acids. Gene Ontology annotation, biological process: monoatomic ion transport. Lineage: Eukaryota; Fungi; Ascomycota; Dothideomycetes; Mycosphaerellales; Mycosphaerellaceae. The record is from RefSeq and is a predicted model, not a curated record. Gene Ontology annotation, cellular component: endoplasmic reticulum; plasma membrane.